AUGAUCGAGAAAAAUAUCGCUCAUACGGAUCGUGAUGCUAUCACUGUUAUCACUCCUACUGAUAAUAUGACAGAAUUGUGUCUGGAAUCAAUCAAAAAAAAUCAGGAAAAUACUACUGAAAACGUUACAGUUUGCAUUCAUGAUGUCGAAACAUAUGAUAAUUUUAACAAUCAUACCAUUCCAUUUUAUAUCACAAACGAAAAACAAUCAGUACAACAACGAAAUAACUCGAAAUUAAAUUUGAAAUGUAAUCAAAAAGUAUCGGAUGAUAAAAAAGAUCAAUCAAUACCACAUAAUUUGGCAUCAAAUUACGGAGAAAAGGAUAAUCAAAAAAGCACCGAAAAUUUUUUGAUAUUACCUAAACGUCAUACCAAACUUACAUCAAUAUCAUCAUCAGAUUCUACCGAAGCUACAUCACCUUUAACACCAUCUACACCAAUCUCGAUAUCAUUCCAAUAUCCUGAUCUAAAAAAACAGGAAGCUGCUUAUGAUGCUCUCAUUUCUGGAAAUACCGAAAAGGUCGUUUCGGAAAAUUUGUAUGAGAAUCAGGAAGAAGCUAUCAUUGUUAACUCAAUGCAAGCUGGUACAAAUAAUUUUGAAAUGAAGUUUACCGAUUAUGACGAUCAGAUGGAAAUUCAACAAGCAUUAAAACAAUUGGAUGAUGCAUUGGAUGAGCAAAUUUUCAUUGAAACUUCUCAAACAUUGAAUCCCGAAAAAUCGAAUAUGAUGAUAUUUGAUGAGGGGAGUGAAUGUACGAGAUCAAUUGAUAGUAAGAAAUCAGUGAAACAAUUAGUUGAAAUGCUUGAUUCAAAGCAAUUACAAUUUAACAAAUGUAAUAUGCUGCCAAAAUUACAUCCAACUCUAAUCAAUCAGGAUUGUAAUUUUACACCAGAUAGCAAAAGUAAUACGAAAACAAAAAAAACUUCAUUGUAUAUAUCGGAUCCGGAAACAUCAUCAAAACCAUCUCUCAUUGGUGUUAACAUUUUUGGUCUUAACAAUGGCAAAUCAAUAGCGGAAAUUAUUGCUGAAAAAAGAAAUCAUAAAAAUCAUUCAAUUCAUAAACCAUCACCAACAUCACCAAAACCUUUCCUAAAAAAACCACUUCCAAUUCCGAAAUUAAAUAAUUCAAAUGAGGACGAACAACAGAAAUUACUUCGCCAAUCAUCAUUAACUCAAACAAUUCACUCAUCUGAACAACUAAUAUUUGAUAAUCGAAAAGAAAAUAUGAUUUUUACAACGGAUAAAAAGCCAAAAAUUCAAACAAAACUUCAAAAAAUAUCAAAUUCUGAAAUGCUAUCAACAAUUAUUAAAGUUGAUGAUUCAGAAUCCUCUAUUAAUUUCCAAUCAACACUAACUAAUACGGCUAAUUCUUUUUCUGUACCAUCAACAAUAAUUGAUAAUGCUAUCGGGAAGGAUUUAAAUCAACAAUGUUUACCGAAAAUACAGCAUAUAGCACGAAAUCAUAUUUAUGAAAAUUUAAAUCAAAAUGAUAAUGAGAAAUAUUUGGAAACAUCAUUUGAUGGACCAGUUGCAAUGACAGUGAUAAGUGAAAGUAAAAAUGGUACAACGAAAAAUUUGGCAUAUAUUUGUGAUAAUGAUAAUGUGAUAUCAGUGAGAAAAGAUGCUUCACACAUUUCUCAUCAACAACAACAACAACAACAGGAAGAUUCUGUUACUGAUAAGGGGAAACAUUUUGUUGAUAAUAUUCCAACCAUUAUUUCUAUUUCGUCAAAUGAUGCAUGUAAUUAUGCUCAUAAUGUAAAAUGGCGAAAUGAUUCUAUGAAACGAGCAAAUUUUGAUGUACCAUUGGAAAAUGAACGAAAUUCUGAACCGAUAUCACCACAACAGACGUGUUUUAAACGGAAUAGUUACGGUUCCGUUUCGGAUAAGCGAAUAAUGCAACGUAGCACGUCACUGUAUUACACUUCAAGUAACAAUGAAUCGAGUGAUAUUGUAAUGAAUUAUGAUUCUGAUAAUGUUCGACAACAUUCCUCAAUCAUUAAUCGAUCAUCCUCAUUGUCUAUUCCGGAAACAGCAAGAAUUCCGGUUCGACCGGUACCGGCACCACGGCAAAAUGAUUGCAUGAAAGGGAUGACAAUAACUGUUGAUAUGCCACAGAUUGAAAAUACAAAUUUUCGAAAAGAAUUGAAACGACCAGUACCGAUACCGCGACAAAGCAAACUUAAGAUAGCAUUAAAUGAUGAUUUGUUGAAAAAAGGUUCAUUUUCUGUGACAAAAAUACAACACGGUAUCGUUAAUUGUCCGGAAUCAAUGAUAACAAUCGCAAAAACAGUGAAAAAAGUUAGUGAGGAAGAGAGUGAUAGAAGCGAAUGGAUGUUACGUUUGUAA
Acanthocheilonema viteae is the source of this 2349-nucleotide messenger RNA. The record is from the annotation of a GenBank genome assembly. NCBI's taxonomy places the organism in Eukaryota, Metazoa, Nematoda, Chromadorea, Rhabditida, Onchocercidae.